AUCAAGAAGAGAUCUAGAGUGCCUGGUGUUAUGAUCACCCAGUACGUCAAGGAACUGCCACGUGGAAAAUCUACACCUGAUUUCACCAGAAAACCAAUUGCCUUGACAGUUCAAGAAGGCAAAGUGGCCAUUUUUAAAGCGGUGGUGAGUGGAGAUCCAGCACCAACUGUAACAUGGGCUCGCAACAAGGGUGACACUUCUGACCCAGAAAAAUAUAAGCCGAGAUAUGAUGAAAGGAACAGAGAACAUGUUCUAGAGAUAGCAAAUGUGCAAGUAGAUCAAGCAGAUACGUACAAAUGUUUCGCAACAAAUCAAUUUGGAAAAGCCAUGUGCACAGCUGCAUUAAGUGUAUUUGCAGUUGGAUUUAAGAAAAAGUCAAAAGAUACAUCAACAAAAGAUGACCAAAGCAACGAUCCUGAGGACUUCAGGAAAAUGCUUAGAAAAACCACAAUUGUCAAGAAGAGAAAGGAAAAACCCAAGAAAGAGGGAGAGAUUGAUCCCAAAUUCUGGGAAGUGAUGCUAAGUGCCAAAAAAUCGGAUUAUGAGCGCAUCUGUCAUGAAUUUGGAGUCACUGACUAUCGGUGGAUGCUAAAACAGCUCAACCUGAAGAGAAAGGAGAAGGAGGAUGAACAAGCAAAGGUGGUUGAAGAUGUUGGCAACAUGAAGCCGAUUGAAGUGAAGACAAGUGGCAGAGCUGAGUUUGAGUUUGAUAUGAAGCUUAAGGACACCAACAGUAAAAUUUAUCUCUUCAAAGAUGGUCACAUGCUUGAUUAUGGGAGUGACACUGAUGAUUCCUCCAAACACAAUAUUAAGAAAACUGGUGACAAAUACAUGUUUAGCAUAAACAAUCUUGGCUUAAAUGAUGGUGGACUAUACCAAGUGGAUGUUGACGAUGUCAACAUUAUCUCAACGACCUUAGCAAUUCCUGAUGUGGAAUUUGAUGGUAUGCUAAAAGACGCUAAAGUGGUUGAGGGGAAGGACGCCAUGUUUGAGGGCAUUUUUUCUGGCCCUGUACCUCAAAUCACUUGGUGUGUCAAUGACAUCUCUGUUGAGCAUGGGGACAAGUACAAUAUCACAGUCUCUGAAGACAAGCUCACCCACAGAUUGGUAGUUAAGAAUUGCAAAAAAGAGGACAAGGGUGUGUACACUGCUAUUGCUGGGAUUAAAUCAUCCAGGGCCACCCUUGCUGUUGAUGAGGACCCUAGCAUCAAGGGAAAAGGUCGAGGUGGUUCAAGUGAUGGAGCAGAUGUUUUUGCAAGACAUCUGGCAGAUGAACAGGCCAGACUGCAAAGAGAAAAAGAAGAAGCAGCCAGGAGAGGCAAGGGGACAGAUGGGAGAGGUGAUGGAGCGGAUGACCGUGGUAGUGCAGCGGAUGGUCGUAGUGAUGGAGUGGAUGGCCAUGGUGGUGCAGCGUAUGGUCGUGGUGAUGGAACGGAUGGCCAUGGUGGUUCAGCGUAUGGUCGUGGUGAUGGAACGGAUGGCCAUGGGGGUGCAGCGUAUGGUCGUGGUGAUGGAACGGAUAGCCAUGGUGGUGCAGCGUAUGGUCGUGGUGAUGGAACAGAUAGCCAUGGUGGUGCAGUGGAUGGUCGUGGUGAUGGAACGGAUGGCAGUGGAGGACUUGGCGGAGUUGGAAGAGAAGGAUUUGGAGGAGAUGCAACAGGAAAGUAUGGACAAGGUGGCCUUGGAGGACUUGACGGAAGUGGAGGGAAUAGACUUGGAGGAGAUCCGACAGGGAAAUACAGACAAGGAGGAGAUGGUAAAGAUGGAAGUGGGAGUAUUGGAAAGGUUUCUGGAAUGGGUUUGGGAACAGACGGACUGGGAGGCCAGUCAGCUGUGGUUGGAUCUGGUGGUGAUGGUACAGAUGAUAAUGUGCACUUUGCAAGUGGCUUAACAGACACAAAUGCUCUUCGUGGCAAACCUGCAGAGCUAGUGUGUAAACUAAAUACUGACAAAAUUGAUGGUGUGUGGUAUAAAGAUGGAAAUAAGCUGGCUUCCAAAGAUGGAGUGGUGAUCUCUAAGGAUGGUUGUACACAUAAGCUCAUUAUCCAGAAUUGCAAGGAUUCUGAUGUAGGUCUAUAUCAUUUUGAGGUAAAUGGUUGCAAGACAGAGGCCACGGUGAGAGUUGGAGACCUUCCAGAAUUCGAUCCCGAUGCUUUGCAAAAGUUCUCCAACCCUGUGAUAGUGAAAGCAGGCCAGAGUGCAUCUUUUAAGAUGUCAUUUCCUCCACAAGCUUCAUUGGAGAUUAAAUGGUUUAAAAAUGGCUCGGAGCUUCUCGAUGGUGGUUCGGUGAAAGUUGUGAAGGAAUUGAACCACAGUCGUCUUCAAAUAAAAGAUUGCCUGCGAUCAGAUUCUGGUCAAAUCAAAAUCCAGCUAAAAAAUCCUUUUGGUUCUAUUGAAGCUUUGUCAAGCCUUAUAGUACUAGACAAGCCAGGUCCACCACAAGGUCCACUAGAAGUGACUGAAAGCACAUCCUCUGUCCUUGAACUGAAAUGGAAUCCUCCGAAGGAUGAGGGUGGCUCAGAAGUAACCAACUACAUAAUUGAGCGUCAACAGGUCGGGCAGGGAGCCUGGAAAAGGGUUGGGGAUAUUUCAGCUAACCAUCUAACCUUCAGAGACAGAAAUGUGUCUCUUGGCAAGAGGUACAUCUAUCGCAUCUAUGCUGAGAAUCUUGAGGGCGUCAGUGAAGCGAUGGAGACUGAAAAAAUCAUGGCUGGCUCUUUAAUGUUCCCUGGUCCACCAGGCAUGCCGAAGGUGGUCAGUGCAUUCAAAAACUGUAUAAACCUAAUAUGGACCCCACCAGAGAAGUAUGGAGGGAAUAAAAUCUUGGGCUACCAGCUAGAGAAACGCAAAAAAGAUACAAACCAGUGGGUGACUCUGAACCCAGUUAAGGACCCUAUCCAAGAUCUGAAGUAUGCAGUAAAGGAUGUGUCAGAGGGGUCAGAGUAUGAGUUCAGGGUAACAGCCAUUAAUAUGUCUGGGCCUGGAGAUCCCAGUGCUCCUUCGGUGAUGGUCUGCGCUAAAAACCCCAACAUGAAGCCCCAUUUCAAAGAUCCUGAAGACUUUAUGGUUGUGAGAUCAGGAAAUUCUAUAAGAAUCAGAAUGAAUUAUGAGGCCUCUCCACCUCCAGACAUUACCUGGCUUAAAAAUGGGGAACCUGUAUCUCCCUGGAACAAGAUAAUUCAUGCUGAUGGCACUUGUACGCUUGUCAUACCCUCUUCAAAGUACUCAGAUUCAGGAGUGUACACCAUUGUGGCCAAAAACUCAAGUGGGCAGGCCAGCUUUGACAUAGAUGUCAGAGUAACAGAUGAACCCAAGCCCCCAGGCCCAGUGGAGCUAGAACAGGUGGUUUAUGGCAAAGUCAUUAUCACAUGGAGUCCAUCUCCAGACCACAACAAAGACGACCGACUGCACUACAUGUUGGAAGAAUAUAACUCCAACACACGCAUUUGGCGCAGAAUAGCAGACCACCUUCUCUGUACUACCUACACUACCAGCAUUCAACCAGGUCAAGAAUAUCACUUCAGAGUCUAUGCAAAAAAUGAUAUGGGAGUUUCUGAUGCUUCAGAAUCACCAACUUGGGGCAAAAACAACAAUAAAGUUCCAUUGUCCUCAUCUGUGUCUGCUGUGGUCACUUUGGAAAGGCCACCAUCCGUCCUGGUUCCACUGAAACUCCACACUCCACCAAAAGGAUACCAGUGCUACAUGACCUGUGCUGUCCGUGGCUGUCCCAGCCCAUACAUUGCAUGGUACCAUAACGGGAUUUGCAUCAACUCCGACAACAACUACUACAUCACAAAUGCAUCUGGCAUCUGCUCUAUGUAUAUCCUUAGAGUUCGGCCUGAAGAUAGUGGCGAGUACAAAGUGGUGGCGGUCAACCCAUUUGGCAAGGCAGAAUGUUCUUCUACAUUAAAAGUGAAAGAUUGA
Messenger RNA from Carassius auratus (goldfish), 3924 nucleotides. RefSeq names its product immunoglobulin like and fibronectin type III domain containing 1, tandem duplicate 4 (gene igfn1.4). Bases 31 to 3924 code for a protein of 1297 amino acids. Gene Ontology annotation, cellular component: M band. The record is from RefSeq and is a predicted model, not a curated record. Gene Ontology annotation, molecular function: protein binding. Lineage: Eukaryota; Metazoa; Chordata; Actinopteri; Cypriniformes; Cyprinidae. Gene Ontology annotation, biological process: sarcomere organization. The transcript has 21 exons.